Siniperca chuatsi (mandarin fish) is the source of this 4037-nucleotide messenger RNA. RefSeq names its product vascular endothelial growth factor Ab (gene vegfab). Gene Ontology annotation, cellular component: membrane. Bases 1508 to 2152 code for a protein of 214 amino acids. Gene Ontology annotation, molecular function: heparin binding; chemoattractant activity; vascular endothelial growth factor receptor 1 binding. The transcript has 8 exons. The record is from RefSeq and is a predicted model, not a curated record. Gene Ontology annotation, biological process: vascular endothelial growth factor receptor signaling pathway; vascular endothelial growth factor signaling pathway; positive regulation of mast cell chemotaxis. Lineage: Eukaryota; Metazoa; Chordata; Actinopteri; Centrarchiformes; Sinipercidae.
UGUCUCAGCUCUUGCUCGAAGAAGAAAAAAGAGCCUGACCAACGGCUAACUGCAGACCGGAACAUCACACAGAAAAACCCAUUCUCCGUCAGCGGGGUGACAGGGAGCAAUGCGGCGACAACUCGUGCCGGAUCAGAGACGGCAACGUUUCCCUGCCCACGCACACAUACACACAGGCAGGCUACGUGUCUGGACACACACGCUCUCCAACAACCCCGAGUAGCCACAAGACUGGAAAAUAUUUGUCCUAAUAUCACCAGGGCAACUGGAAACGAGAAGAUGUGGCACUCACCUUACCUUAGCCUGAGUUAACACACACUUUGCCUUUUUUAUAUAAUAUUUUAUAACAGGCAUCGCGAAGGAAAUUGAUUUUUUUUAGCUAAAAAUCACACAAGGGGAGCAUCCAAGGUCAUAAUUUGCUACAGCAACAAGGUCUGUAGGACUAUAAAACUGUAUAUAGGCCUAACUAUGAGCGCAACAACAACGACCCAUAGUGCAGUUGUUGUAUAUUGUUAGAUUGUGCAUCUUGGCGUUUAAAGCUGCGCAAAAGAUGCAGCCAGAGCAUGACUUGUGGAGAUGAUGAAAUGGAUUAAAAGCUUGGAAACAGUGGGUGAUAUUUCAGCCGCUGAGAUGGGCUUAGUUAUCACAAUAUCAGGAUGUCCUCAUUUAUUUUUUCUCUAAUAAAAAAAUAAAAUAGACCGGCACCUCUGAACUCGGCUCUGCGUUUUUAAUAGCUUGCUGCUGAUGUGGUCACAUGAGUCGACGCUUAAUAGUUGAAACUUUUGAAAAAAAAAAAACUUAAGAGGAGCGUGUAGUGCCGUAUAUCAGCCCAUAGAGGACACACCUACCCUGCUUUAAUGAUCCACCAAUCAUCUGCGUCCCCGGACCUUGGCUGCUAAAUUGUCACUAAGCCACAGUAUGGAGAAACCGAGACAGAAGCGUUUCUGUCUUAACGAAGAAAGCAGAGAGACUGCUUAGUUCCCAGUGACAGAGGAAUAUAAAAAACUCGGAGCACAUAGACAAAGUUUUGUAGGACGACUAUCUCUCAGCGUGGUUUUCUUUUUCACUGAACGUCAUCCUGAUCCAUUGGUUCAAGUUGCACAUAGGAGUAGGCUACAAGUUUCCAAUGGACAGAUACUUGGAGACUGCUGGCGCAACAAGCAUGGGAUUAAUUUUGUAAUGUGGAUUGCUAUUCCCUUGCAAGAAAAUAAAGGUCUGCUGCGGAACAAUGUGAGACGUUAUGCGUCUUGGAUUCUCGUGUUUCUGGAUAUCUUGAAAACCAUUGGCAACAGUUGAGAAGGAAGAAGUUAUGCGCAAAGGAUUGUAUGCUCCGACCCCGGGACCAACAUGGAUUUGCCAUUACAACCCCCUGCCCCUUAUUUAGAGAAGUUUUAGCCGGUUCUCUUGUGUUGUUGUUGUUAUACUUGCUCUUGUUUGAGAACAAAUCGCCACAUUGGCUUCUUGGAUUUUGAAACGUCGCCUGCCUUUGGAUUGGAUUUCCAACACCAUGAACUUUAUUGACAGUUUGACUCUAUUAUUUUUGACGCUGUCAGCUGUCAAGAGCGCCCACAUACCGAAGGAAACAGAAAGAGGUCCACAUGACGUGAUCCCUUUAAUGGAGGUGUACAACAAGAGUUUGUGUCAGCCUCGGGAGCUGCUGGUGGAGAUUCUGCAGGAGUAUCCGGAGGAGGUGGAGCACAUCUUCAUCCCGUCCUGUGUGGUGCUGACGCGCUGCGCCGGCUGCUGCAACGAUGAGAUGCUGCAGUGCAUGCCCACAUCCAGCUAUAACAUCACAAUGGAGAUUAAAAGAAUAAAACCCCAAAGGCAACAAAAUGAUAUUUUCAUGAGUUUUACAGAACACAGCGCAUGUGAGUGUAGGUUAAAGAAAGAAGUGAAAGAACAGAAAGAAAAAAAAUCCCGGAAAGGCAAGGGUAAAGGCCAAAAGAGAAAACGAAAGAAAAACCGUGACAAAACAAUUCACGAUGCUGUUUGUGAGCCAUGUUGUGAUCGCUGCACAGAGAGAAGAAAGCGUUUGUUCGUGCAGGAUCCCGCAACCUGCCGGUGCUCCUGCAAACACACAGAUAAAUACUGUGAAGAACGCCAGCAAGAGCUCAAUGAGAGGACCUGCAAAUGUGACAAGCCAAGAAGAUGAAAGAGGUGGGAGCACCAGAUGUACAAGAUGAAGGAAUAUUCUAAAGAUAUUUCACAGCACAGCACUUUGACCUUUGAACCGUAAGCUCUUCUUUUCUGUGGAAAGCAUUCCCCUUGGACUGACUGAGAGAGAACAAAAAGAAAGACUGAACUGAAGUUUCGUCCCACUGUAUAUCUGUGUGUAUAUAGACAAUGAUAAAAGAAAAAAAGAGUACAGAAUUGUUAUGCUGCUACACAAACAAAUAACUAAACCCAUCAUUUGACAAAAAGCAAAUAGCCGCCAUGUGGUUUUGCAUUUCUAACAGGCUUGCGAUGCAGAUGUAGUCUUGUUGUCAAUUCAUUGUAUGCAAUAACUUCACUGGAUAUGAGUCUACUGUGGUUGUGUGUCAAACAUAAAUUGCAAAACUUCUAAAUCUAAGAUAUAUUUAACUGCUAAAACAGCGGGUGAGGCUGAAGAGGACAUGGGAGCGCUCUCAUUUCAAAAAUGAUGGAUGGAUUUUUGUUGGUCAAUGUCUGCUUUUGCUUUUGGAGUAUAACAGCAGGACAACCGGGACAGCUGAUGGAAAUCUUGAAUCCGUCUUGCUUCCUUUCCUAUAAGGACAUUGCAGGACUGAUGUGGACUUACACAAUGUCACUAUUGUGAUCAGCUUGCAGGAGAAGAGACUCUGGAGUGCCAUAUACUUUUAAAGGGAUACUGGUUAUCAAUAUAGCAUCUAAUGUUUUGCUAUGUCCUACAUGAAAACCACUGUAAAGAUCCUAUACUGUAGUUUGAUUCCAUUUGAAAAACUGUGCCUCACAAAAUGUACUGAGAAAUCUUUCGAGUGCUUUUUAAAUUAUUUUUUGUUUCCUUUUCAGGAGAGGGGAUUGUUAAAGUAGUUUUGUUAGUUGUUGAACUCAAUACAGAAUCCAUUGAUUACAUAUCUUCUUCUCUGAACUUGUACAUACUUAAUAUCCCUUUAUGCCAUAGUCCAUUCUAGAUAAUUUAUAAUGUUAUAGAGUAUUUUUCAGUAUUCAGUCUUCUACCCAUAUUUAAUUUGGUCUAUUUAUAUAUGCAGUGUUAUUUUCCUGUAGCUGUCCUGUCGCCCCCCGUGUGUAAGGUCACUGAUGGCUUCUCUCAGCAUGGACACUCUCUGUGCUUUUCUAUGAAACAAAAAGAAAAAAACAAGACAAAAAAAUCAAUAAUGAUUUGUUAACAUUCCCUAAAUGGAUCAUUUGUACUGAUGAACUGAUGACAUCUCUGGAUUUUUCAACCCCUCGUGUCUAAGGGUGUGGUUGCUGUGUAGAACUUUAACAGGUGUCUAUCCGUGUGUUUGUGUACAUGUGCGUGUAUGAGUGUGUGCUCACGUGCAUUUGCCGAUGCGCACACCUGUGUGUAGGUGUUAGUAAGUUGUAUUUAAGUAUUUAAGUAAGUAGCAGACCUGUGUUUUGUCCGUCCUGCAAGAUGCAAAUACAAAUAAACUACUGCUAGCAGCUCAGCAUACACUACCACAACACCACCACCGUUUUAAAUUUGGAUAACAAUCUGCAUCCUUUCUGCCAUCAGUCUUAGAGUCCUCAUUAUUAGUUCUCUUUGUCUCUUCUUCACUAUUAACAUGUUUUCUGUGUCUAUGUAAAACAGUAAAGCAUAUUUAUUUUCAAAUUAUAUUGUUUUUAUAUAAAAUAAGGAAAAGGUUGCAGUGUUGUGAAUGCUGUGUUUUCAAGAGAUUUCAUAGGCAACAUGAGUUUUCCAUGUUUUUGUGUGGCAAGUUAAUGCUCACACAUCUAGUAAGAAUCCCUGCGGAAUGUAAUCUGAAAAAAAUAGAACAGAAAAAUAAGAAAUUCCCGCACGCUUUUCAUGACAGACAGACAGAUAUUCAGCCUUAUGAAUAAAAUGGCACUUUGAAGCA